UGUUCCUUUCUACAGUGUUCUGGGUGACAAACAGCUGAAAUUCACUGUUCAUAAGCGAUGCACGUGCGCCUUGCGUGAUGCACCUUACUUCAGCCCUCCACGCGUCCUCCACGUGCCACACACCGCCUCACCAGAUGUGCCCAACUCAAUUUGGCGCCUUCAGCUUUCGUCUUCUCUCUCUCCUCAUCCUCCCAUCUGUUCAUCUCCAUGAAUCUCCAUGAAUCUGAAUUAAAUUUUAACUUCUCAGCUCCAUCAAUUUCAAUGGGAUUUUUUUCCUUUUCUUUUCUUUAUAUAUCAAACUUCAACCUUCUACUUCUCAUCUCCAUGAAUUUAAAUGGGGUCCCUUUAAUGCUCGGGCGAGGGUUCUUCUGCAUCAAAUUUCUGCUUUUCAGCUCCAUUACUGACAAUUGGUUUGGGCCAGCUGCGUGUAGUGGCCGAGGGAAAUGGAUAGUUGGGUGUUUUGUGGUUAAUUUCAAUGGUUUCCUUUAAUGCUGGGUUAUGGACUCUGGGAGUGGCUCAAUUCAGGGGCUGCUGGGUUGCCUGCGUGUGGUGGGCAAGAAAAAUGGAUGUUUGGCUGUUUGUUGGGCAAGGGAAAUGGAGCUCCUACUUUGUUUACAGAGGAUUCAAGUUGCUUCUCAUUCAUCUGUUGUUGCCAGCUUGUAAACCAGCCUCUGGUUGUAGCUAUGUCACUAAACCCAUUGCGCAUCCCGUUCCAACCUCUACUAAGGCAAAUUACCGAGUGCCUAAGCUUCCAAGUUCCUACCUAUGGUAUUGUCGACCUAGCUAAGAACAAUGCUUGCGUAGCUGUUAGGACAGAGUGUGGGCCAAUGGCUUAUAUGUAUGUCGGUGGGGAGGCUGGCAACCUAGAUGAGUCGUGCGACAAAGCUGCUGAGCAAGCUGUCCGUGACCUCAUUAGCAAAUACAGUGUGCAUGUUGAGGAUUUCACGGCUGGCAAAAGACGCAUGCUUGAUAGGUGUGCCUACCUCUAUAGCCUUAAAAGGAUUGAACUUGAAGCUAUUGAAAGGGGCACACCAUCAGGAAUGCCAUCUGAAGCUGAGUUCCUAGAUGCUUGUCCUACUGUUAGCCACAUUACACUUGACUACAUGAAUUUCUUACCUAUGGUAGUCAAGCACACUCAAGCUUUGUUGACUCCAGUGGAAAACAUAUGCUUUGGUGGUUUUAGGCAUACUUCUUGGGUGACAAUUACGUGCCCACACAGUGCACAUGGGGUUGCAUGCAUCUUUGGGAACGCCUGUGCCACUUUAGAUGAGGCCAAGCAGAGUCUUGCAAAGAAGGCAAUUACUUUCCUAAUGCAUCAAUACAACUUCUCUAUCAUUGAUGCAAAUUACAAAGCCUCCAACUAUGCAUCUAUUCUCUGUGCUCUUGAAAGAGAGAGCUAUCUAACCGUUAAAGAACGAGUUCUUAACAUCCAGGAACCAAUGCACCCUAGCCCGUUGGUUGUUGAGCAAGAUUGUCUAACUCCGCGUGGCAUCCAGUUUCAGAUACCUACAAUGGUAUCGCCUCCCCUUCCUCCAAAGAAACGCAGGGCCAGGUCAUCCUUUGGAAAUGUACCGAGUUCUGGGCAAGGCCCUGCAGUUCCUCUGCUUGCUGUUCCCUCGGAGCUUGAAACUGUUAUAAAACGUCCCAAGAAAGGCGGGGUCUAGGCAUACCAUCUAUUUGUGUUGUUAGGAAUCAUUUGCAAGAGUUGCCUAUCCUUGCCCUUUUGUGCUACGAGUUGUUUAUGCCUUUCUCUAAACUUAAGUUGUUGCUUUGAUAGAAUUCUAAAACUGUACUGACUACCCUUUACAUUUAGUCCUUUUGUAGUCAAAGUAGCCUUUUGUAAUGGCUUUCUUUCUGUAAUAGCUUAGAUGGGUUGUAACAAAUUCUCUGCAUUUCAAUGCAAGUUAUGAAAUCUUUGCUAUAUAAUAGUUGCUUCUAACUUGCUCUUCUUCUCUGCACUUUCUUUUGCUAUCCUGCAAUCUGACCAGUUCUUUUGUAUGCUUAUCCUCAAUCAAACUGGCUACUAUUCAAGCUGACCUGUUGCGUACCAGAGCUUUUACCACUAACCGUUUAAGAGAAACACUGACCUCCUUACAUAACUCACUAUUUAAAUGCA
Molecule: messenger RNA, 2116 nt
Organism: Beta vulgaris subsp. vulgaris (sugar beet)
Lineage: Eukaryota; Viridiplantae; Streptophyta; Magnoliopsida; Caryophyllales; Amaranthaceae
Exons: 3
Coding region: 489-1664 (391 amino acids)
Source: RefSeq, a predicted model, not a curated record